Molecule: messenger RNA, 1780 nt
Organism: Trichechus manatus latirostris (Florida manatee)
Lineage: Eukaryota; Metazoa; Chordata; Mammalia; Sirenia; Trichechidae
Gene: EMC8
Product: ER membrane protein complex subunit 8
Exons: 5
Coding region: 241-873 (210 amino acids)
Cellular component (GO): EMC complex
Source: RefSeq, a predicted model, not a curated record
GAGAGUCGCGAGCGAACAGUCCGAGGCGCGGCGCCUCCUGCUUUCCGGAGGAGGGAACCGAUCUCCGAGGAGUCGAGGCCAGAGCGGAGCCGGGCCUGUGGGGCCUCCGCCAGCCUCGGGGCCGCUCCAGGGAGUCGCCGCCGUCUCCUCCUACUUCUCCUCUGAGGCGCUGCGCGGCCGGGUAGCGGGUCCAGGCCUAAGCCGCGCUCCCAGGGCCUCCCGGGGCCGCCCGGGCUCAGCAUGCCCGGGGUAAAGCUGACCACACAGGCCUACUGCAAGAUGGUGCUACACGGCGCGAAGUAUCCCCACUGCGCCGUCAACGGACUCCUGGUGGCCGAGAAGCAGAAGCCGCGCAAGGAGCAUCUCCCUCUGAGCGGCCCGGGCGCCCACCACACACUUUUUGUGGACUGUAUUCCUCUCUUCCACGGCACCCUGGCCCUCGCCCCCAUGCUGGAGGUGGCCCUCACCUUGAUUGAUUCAUGGUGCAAAGAUAAUAGCUAUGUGAUUGCUGGUUAUUAUCAAGCUAAUGAACGUGUAAAGGAUGCCAGUCCAAACCAGGUUGCUGAAAAGGUGGCUUCCAGGAUUGCUGAGGGCUUUAGUGACACAGCUCUCAUCAUGGUAGACAACACGAAGUUUACAAUGGACUGCCUUGUGCCUACGAUCCAUGUGUACGAACACCACGAGAACAAAUGGCGGUGCAGAGACCCACACUAUGAUUACUGUGAAGACUGGCCUGAAGCCCAGAGAAUCUCGGCCUCACUCCUGGAUAGCCGGUCCUAUGAAACCCUCAUGGACUUUGACAACCACCUGGAUGACAUUCGGAAUGACUGGACAAACCCAGAAAUCAAUAAAGCUGUUCUCCACCUGUGUUAGGGAGGGAGUCCACUUACUAGUCUCUGGGCAUUUCCACUACACUGGAGAAGAAAACUUUUUUUUUUAAAUGUAAAUAGAAUAUCACUUAGCCUGAGUGGAAAGCGGACAGUGUCGAGAAGUGGCUUGUGCCCUGAAAGAGGGCAGAAUGUCUCCUCAGCUGUCUUUUUACUGCAGUCUCUAGAAGAGGCACAGAGGAUCCAGUCUGACCUCCCUGUGGAUUCCUUCCCAGUUGUAUGUUGCUAUAAUCUUCCAAAUCAAAGCUAUUUCUGCUUGUCCAAGAUUGUUCCUAUUAAACAGUUUUAACUAACCUUUUAUAAUCUGGAGAGAAUACUUUUUAAGGCCUAUGAACUAUCUUAAAAAAGAAAAAAACCUGCAUCUUAUACUCAAAUGAGUGUGUUUGUGAGUUUUUAUGCUGUCUGAGUCAAUGCCAUACCGUCCUGGGGCAGACAUGCAACACUGGUACCAUUAGACUGGUACCUAAUGACAGAGCCUGUGUGCUGGGACUACAAUAGUUGGGUAGGCUGCUGUGUCGGGUUCACAUAGCUGCAGCAACUACACAGUGGGAAUAAAAUCACUGUUGCCUGAGAAACCUCCAUAACUAAGGGGAAAGCAAACAUCGUUUGUAAUGGGAACUUGGAUCAGAGCACAUAAUAAUGCUUCUCUAUCAACUGGAAAACUCGCAAACAUUGCGGAAUCAAGACAAGAAAAAUGGAAUUAUACUGUGAUUAUAUGCACUUUCUGCUUUCUUCAAAAAGCAAGAAUCAGGCCUCCCAAUUGACAACAUGAUCAUCCACAUGGUCCAAAUCUAUGUCUUCAAAACACUUGUUUCUUUUGUAUUCAAAGCAACAAAAUUUAGACUCCCCAAGUUGUACAGAGUAAUGUCUGUAAUUUUUAUACUUAGAACAUU